CCUGUUAUCCAAUCAGAUAGCCUUUCUUUCCCAUGGCUUCGUGAUUCCUCCAUCAAAUUUUACUUUCGUCAUUUGUUUCCCGAUCUUUCCACCACCACCGCUCACUUUAUCUUUCCCUCGGAGCUCGACCCUCUUCCUUUUUGUGUCUUGGACCUCUGAGUUUCCCCUUCACCAUCGGCUAUUUCAGGUACAGUGCAAAGGGAGUGCAUUGAUAGCAGGUCCAGAGGAAAACGAGGCCGGAUAAGGAGGCCACAGCAAAGGGCGAUUGACACCGUCCGUCUUCAACCACUUCACCUAAUCAGAUUCCACCUCGGUCGGGCACCUCGGUCGGCGUUCUUCGCUUACGUCCUCCUCAGAUCACCGCCAUGGAAGAAACCACCAUCACCUUCUCCUUCUCAACUCUCAUUUCGAUAAAAUUGCUUUCCCGGAAAGCCAUAAUUGAUGGACUGCUUCCGACGCUUCAUUUGGAAUUGUUAUCGCUCUAUUGCUUUUUGGGAAUACUGACGUUUAGUCCAACACCUUAACUCCAGCCCUAGAUGGCACUGAUGUUGUUUCGGUCAUCUCGAUCGUUUUCUACGACAAUUGAAGGUCCCUCUGUUCACCCAAUUUCUUCACUUCUAACAUCUUCUCUCAGACGUCCUUCAAACCGUUUGAAUUUCGUUCCAACUGCUCGACGAAAUGCAUGAAUCAGGGUGCCAAUGUUGAACCCUUUUCGUAUACUUCCAACUUACUGUUCUUGAACCCUUUCUACCUUCUGAUUCCAUAUCCAAACUGAUUUCUUCAUUGAUUGUGAAAAGAAACCUCCGAGGGCCACAUAAAUUAUGAAGCCUCAUGAGUUCAAGAUCGAUGCUUUCUUCACCGAAACCCUUCAAUGGCGGAGUUGGUUUGUAUCAGGUUCUCUCAUCAGAUCAAAAAUUGAACAAGAAACUGUUCCACUCCAUUGUCAGAAAAGCUCUAAUCGUCUCCAUGUUGUAAGAGGGUAGAAGUAGAAAUAUCCUCUAUGACGCCUUAGUUGACACGACCAAUCUUUACAGAAGAGAAUCUGGAAUCUGGGAUUCAUUUAGCGAGUGCAAAGUUCUACGAUUUCUUUUGAAUCUCUUAUCCAACAAAGAAGCAGAGAGAUAUUUUGAAGACUUCAUAUCAACACUUUAUUCAUUCCUUUCAUUUUGUUGUUAUAUGAAAAGGUCCAUGAAGAACAACUCGAUAAAGAAUCAGGUAGAUUUUUUCGGUGUGCAUGUUGUUGACUUUGUUUUGAUGAAUUCCUAGAUUAUUUAUGCAAUUUAUGCCAUCACCAAGUGAUUCUUAUGAUAAAGUAAUUGAAGAAAAAGUAAAUGAGAUUGAAGUUAAAGAAGGAACAAAUGCAGUUGUUGAUGUGAAUAAUCAUGGUAGAGGAUAUUAUGAUUAUUCAGCAAGUUUACCAAUUGAAUUUUAUCAUUAUUAUCAUGGAAGUAGGACUGAUAUGGGGACGCUAAUUGAGGGUGUUGCUGAGUCUAUGCUUUACAUUCGGCUGCUUUUUAGCAUUUUUAUUUGGCAUGUUUUGGGUGCGGAUGAUAUGUUGAAGGUGCAGUGGAAGCAAGCAAAAACUACUUGAUAUAUAAAACUAUUGUAAAUUGUAAAUCUGUGACUCCUGCAAAGCGGGAUUCUUCUCUAGUUUCCUUUAACUGAUAAAGGAAGGUUCAGAAAAUACAUAUGCGAAAAAUAUAUAAGUGGUGAAAUUGUUUGUCCCUAUGUAAAUGUUAC
This is a messenger RNA of Lactuca virosa, 1740 nucleotides long. The record is from the annotation of a GenBank genome assembly. Lineage: Eukaryota; Viridiplantae; Streptophyta; Magnoliopsida; Asterales; Asteraceae.